UUCACGUAGAGUUGGGGCGGAAAGUUCUCCGCGCGCACGAACUACGGGGAGGAUUUCCGGACGAUUUCUGAUUGAUUUUGGGGCUUUUGACCCAAAGUUCAGGUGGUGCAACCUCCUGCCUCCUCCUUCUCGUGGAACUUCGGGGACAGAGUGUCCCGGCCGCCUCGACGGCUUGAGCAGGGCGCGACCUAGGACCCAGGACGGUGCGGGAACCGGGUAUGGCUCCGGGCAAGACCCUUCCGCUCGUCAUCUUCCUCUUCGAGGUCCAGCGGCUGGUCCAAGGUGCCCCUGCCACCAUCACCCUGCAGGAUGAAAUUCCCCGGCAGACAGUGACACCACAGCAACAAAGGCCCAGCCUCAAGGGGGAGUGUCCACCAGGAUCUCAUAGAUCACCAUAUACUGGAGACUGUAUCAGGUGCACAGAGGGUGUGGAUUACACCAAUAAUUCUAACAAUUUGCCUUCUUGCCUCCUAUGUACAGUUUGUAAAUCAGGUCAAGAUAUGAAAAGUCCCUGCACCAUGACCACAGACACGGUGUGUCAGUGCAAAGAAGGCACCUUCCAGAAUGAAAACUUUACUGAGAUGUGCCAGGAGUGCAGCACAGGGUGCCCCAGAGGGAUGGUCAAGGUCAGGGAUUGUACACCCUGGAGUGACAUUGAGUGCGUUGAUGAAUCAGCUGCAGAGGAGACAGUGACUUCCAGCCCGGGGACUCCUGCCUCUCCCUUUCCCACCACAGUCAUCAUACUGGUCUUAAUUCUACUGUUCAUUCUGGUUGUGGCUGGGGUUGUUCGGAAGGCUUCACUGUGGAAGAAAGUCCUUCCUUGCUUGAAAGGCAUCUGCUCAGGUGCUGGAGGGGACCGUGAACAUGUAGACAGAGUAUUUUUCUGGCGUUCACAUCCCUCACGAGGUCCUGAGGAUGAGGUCAAUGCCUGCAACGAGACCCUGAGUAACAGAGACUUGCAGCCCACCCAGGCCCUUGAGCAGGAAAUCAAAGGUCAGGAGCUGGCUGAGCUGACGGGUGUGACUGUACAGUCACCAGAAGAGACACAGCAUCUGCUGGGACAGGCAGAAGCCGAAGGGUGUCAGAGGAGGAGGCUGCAGGUUCCAGUGAAUGAUGCUGACCCCACUGAGAUCAACACCUUGCUGGAUGCCUCGGCAACACCGGAAGAAGGACGUGCAAAGGAAACAAUUCAGGACUAACUGGUGGCCCCGAAAAGCUUCUCUAUGAAGAAGGUGACGCAGGCUCUGCUAUGUCCUGCCUGUGAAAGAAUCUCUUCAGGAAACCAGAGCUUCCCUCAUUUACCUUUUCUCCCACAAAGGGAAGAAGCCUGGAGGAAACAGUUCAGUACUUGACCCAUUGCCUCAACAACCUACUAUCCAAUACGGUGCAGCUUACCUGAGGUUUUACAACUUUGUCAAUGCACGUGGAGUAAUUUUUAUGGAAUAUUGACUGUGAUAAGCAAAUUUCGGAGAUUUAUAUAAGAUUCUUGGUGGCGUAGAGUUAUACGUUUGCGUAUUAAGGGUGGUUUUAGGCCACAUGCGUUGGCUCAUGCCUGUAAUCCCUCCAAUCUGGGAGUCUGAGGCAGGUCAAUCACUUGAGCUCAAGAGUUCAAGACCAGCCUGGGCAACACCGUGAAACUCAGUCUCAUUU
This is a messenger RNA of Saimiri boliviensis boliviensis (Bolivian squirrel monkey), 1650 nucleotides long. RefSeq names its product tumor necrosis factor receptor superfamily member 10D-like. Lineage: Eukaryota; Metazoa; Chordata; Mammalia; Primates; Cebidae. Gene Ontology annotation, cellular component: cell surface; plasma membrane. The record is from RefSeq and is a predicted model, not a curated record. Gene Ontology annotation, molecular function: TRAIL binding.